Chondrus crispus (carragheen) is the source of this 5616-nucleotide messenger RNA. RefSeq lists its product as hypothetical. The record is from RefSeq and is a predicted model, not a curated record. The coding region runs from base 1 to 5616 and encodes 1871 amino acids. NCBI's taxonomy places the organism in Eukaryota, Rhodophyta, Florideophyceae, Gigartinales, Gigartinaceae. The transcript has a single exon.
AUGGAUGAGGAAAACGUAAGCGUGUGGGUAUCUGACGAGAUAUUUGAAGAUGCGUUGGUCCAAAUAGCGAAAACCGCAGGGCUGCAGCAGGGUCGUGUGGACGCUUCAAUAGCCGUUGCGAGCUUGCUGCGAAUGUGGCGAAUGGCAUUACCGAGCAGUGUUGCAAGGAUUGUACCGCGAACUUUUGCCAGGUUGCUACCAGAACUGUCAUCAGUGUCUGGUGUUUCGGCCUUGGUAGACGCAAUUUGGCUAGGUUUACUAAAGGACUUGGAGCCAUCAUUGUCGUCUUCAAUCUUAGAAAAGCUUCUUCCUGCUCUCUCCGAAGAACACGACUGGCGCCUCUCCGCUGCCCUGCAUGUGUGCAGCACAUUGCUGCUCAAGUACGGCCGUCAGAGCAUGAAAGAAAAUGGACUAUCGCGGCAAUACGGUUCUGUGUCGUCAACUCUUAUGAAACGGGCUCACGAUGUGUUGGAUGUCUCUUCGCAGUUUGUUCGUAUGGGCGGCGUGAGAACUAUGUCGGCCAUAGUGACGGCACUACCGAGAUAUUGCUCUCCGCUUUUAACGGCUGUUUUGCAGGAACUGCGAAUAGCAGAUUUAACAAUGGCUACAAAACACUCUGAGGAAGCUGUUUCACGAACGUUUGCGGGUUUGAAGUCUGUUGAAAAGGAGCUGUCUUCGAUUUUGGGAAACUCUGCCGCCCUUUCCGUUCUUAUUGGGAAAGUAUCGUCCGGUGAGUGCAAUGUUCCGGAUGCACUAUGGCGUCAGUGUACAAUAGAUAGCCUGGUGUUGCUACGGCCUCAUCUUGCAACUCAGAAGCCUGCUUCUCGUGAUACAAUUUCGGAUUGCAUUCGACGGCGAGCUGGAUGGGGCUUAGUUGCGGCCCAGGCUAGCUCAAAACAGAAGAAGCUGUUUCAUGGAAGCUCUCUUGAGGAGUUGAUAUCUCUUUGGAAGGAAGAACUAGGGUUGGCCGGGGGAAGAGGGUCCAAAAAUGGCCUCACCGCAACUGCACCUUCACACAGAGCAGGGGCAGCAGGAAGCACAGUUCCAAGCACGUCUUCGCUCGAUGAAAUUCGAGCACAGUCGUCAGUCAGGUCCGCAGCAUUGUAUGCAUUGUCGUGUGCUCUCCGGAACGCAUCCUCCACUGAUUUAGUGAGAUGCGGAGAAGUACUUCUUGGGGCUUGUGCCGCCCGAAUUAUUGCAAAGCAACACGCUUACGGGUUAUCCAUGAUGUCGCCAAGCAGUUCAAUUAGCGGUAACAGUCCAGGUCUUGGACCUGAACUAGCAAAUAUUUCCGAUCCGACUCAAAGACGACAGACUGUACUGAGCUUAUCAAAAGUCCUCAUGAUGGAAAGUUUCUAUCUUGUUCAAUGCAUGAAUUUCAUCUCGCCUCGUGGGGAUGGUUCAGAGCUGUGUUACUAUAUUGCUGUCUGCAUUGGAGAAGAAGCCCAAAGAAUAGUUGGAGAAAGCGAGUCUACCAGCAUGUCAGAUCUGAGUGCGACACACGGAUCUUCUGGGUCUUUAGACAAAGCUUAUUUGUUCGAUACCGCAAUGUCCAAUCAUAUGCAAUCUCUAAACCGUCCAUCACAUUUGUACGAGGAUGAUUGCACGGGGCUUCACGAAGAACAUGAUUGUGAUGUCAGGACAUUGGGAGAAGACAAAAAUCCCUGCAGUGCUGAUUUGAAGCUUUGGCCUUUCAGCAAGCAAGGCUUCGAGGCUCUGAACGCCGAGGAAGUGCUUGCCUCUUGUGCCGUUGGGAUAGCAACUUUAGUGUGUGAAGAUCUAAAAGCUUCAGGUUCUAUAGUCGAGUCACUUUCCUCUGGGAAACUAGGACCCUCAAUGAGUGCACUAAUAGCCCUCGAGUUGUCACGAAGAUUAUCCUUUUCCGACUUGGCAGAAAUCAACCGUGCUCUUGCAGUCCUACAGGUACUGGCGAAGCGAUCUUUGGCGGUCACUGGAGGCACGCGUCGGGGAGCUUUGUCGGAAAGCAAAACAGGCAAAUUGUAUAUACCUCAUACAAAGGGAGACGGAAACAACCUAAAGCCCCAGGAUGUACCCGGUACUGCCUUUGAACGACAUACUAAAGCGCAUAGCUGGUGGAAAUGGGCGCAAUCUUUUUCUGACGAAGGCCGAAUUGCUAAAGCUCCAUUUCACGACUUUCAUACUCGGGCGCUUGGGAUUAUGCACAGUACCAGACUGGUUGCGGCUGAAGCUCACCGGGAAUUGGGCAAUACAGGAGGAGCGACUUUGUGGAUUGGACUAAUGGGAAGAGUUCUCUCUGUUAUCAAGGAUAACUUGAACUGUGAUGGUACAUCGCAGUGCGUUCUACUGGCAAAUGGCUUUGCCAGUCUAAGGGCACUGCUCGAGGUAGUGCCAAACACAGAACAGACCUUCUCUAAAAAGCCGCCUUGUCAAUCUGAUAUGGCACCGGGCGUCUCAGAUAUUGAUGCCAUCUGCGGAGAGGCAGAGAGAGUUUUUCUUGACGCGAUCGAGAACGGAAAUGUAGACGCCCAGUCCGCAGCAGCUCUCGCUCUGAGCCAUAGCUCUCUCCGUGUAGCUGCGUCAUCUGAGACUCUUCUGAAUGCAUUAUUGAAGGGUUGGGCAUGCGAUAGAGGGCAGUUUAGUGCUAUGGGCCAAGUUUGCAGGUCUGUCAGUGAGGCAGACGUCUGGACAAGUUGCUUUUCACGCAUUUGGCGAGACAUGGGAGUUAAGGUCUCAGACACUUCGCUGCGUUUUUUUUCGGCAGACUCUUCUGGAAUUGGGAGUAACUCGCCGUGCCUCACAGCCGGGGCUGCAGCUGUUUUGUCGUCAUGCAGAUUACAUUGCUGGGCUCUAACCGAGUCAGGUUACCAUGCUGCAAUGGAGAUGUCGACAGAAAUUUUACAAUGGACAGGCAACUCUUCUAGGAAAGCCAGAGCGGCUGGGUUGUACGCCAUGACCGCAUUAUGGGCCUCAAGGAUCGAUGAGGCACGAGUCCAUCGAAUAUCACAGACAAAUUAUGACCUUGCGACUAGAUCAUCUCUUGCUACCCGAUCGCAUCCUCAUGGGAAGGUAUCGGCAUUGUUACCCAUUGAAUCGUUUUCUUUGAAGGAAUCAUCUAAGAUCAGCAGCGCUGUGGGGCCGUUUCUCGAUGAAGUAUUGUAUGAGGCCCUGGCUCCAUACGCGGCUGUGGCGCAUAUGGAUGAACUUCAGAGUGCAGCCAUCGCUGCAGUGACGGAAAUGAUAAGAGGUGCUGGAGUAGAAGAAACUUGUAACAACUUACCACGAAUACCUGAGACUUUAUUCGCAGCUGUCGAAAACAGGUCAACAGCGGCCAGAAGACUGCUUCAUGUUAUGGCUGCGGCUGAUGCACAGUCAAGACCGAAAUACUGGUUUGGACUUUGUCGAGCCGUCUGUAUGGAUGGUGUUCGCCUGAAUCAUGGACCAUCGAAAGCGGUAUGGGAUGUCACUCACCAAACGAAGGUCUUUUCAACGAAGAUUGCCGUCGAGGCAGUAGAUUGUUCUCUUGGGGCCUGCGCAUGCACCCAACGUGAAAAGGAAAUAGAUCCAUCAAACUCUAUCGUGCACACAUGCGCGUACGAUUUUCUGCCGAAGGUAGCGGAUUUUGCAUGUGAAGUAUGUAAGAAAGAUUCCUUUGAUUUUGAAGAAUGUGUCGAGGGGUGUAACCUGAUUCAGAGAAUAGCCACACGAAUUGCCUCCACUGCUGAAGCAUGGAAGGCUGAUGACCAGACCUUCCGAGACUAUCGCACUAUUUGGGAUACGUGCCUUUCGACUCUUGAGCAACUACUACAAGACAAUGUGCCGCACGUAGUUCUGAACAGUGCUGGCUCAGCAUUAUGUGAACUUCUUAUUUCUUUCCUCAGGCUGCGGGAAAUGGAAUGUUUUGCCUCAGCACCUCGCAAGGUUUCCUCGUUCUUGGAGAAGUUAUUACGACAGGAUUUUCGGCAGCGACUUUUGUACUCUGACCAAGAAGAAGUGGUUGGGAUUAAGGCUACUCUUGAGACAGUCGCACGAUUGGCGAAAAUUGUGACUACAUGGUGCGCGACUUCCCACGUGGCUGCUAUACCAACCACAGAGGAAACGACUGCCACUCAGUCCGUCAACGUUUUGUUUCGCGCUGUUGUUGGGGAUUUCAUUUCAAUACUUACUGAGAGUGGACUUGACAUGGUUGCAGAGUCUGGUGGUGCCUUGACAUCAGCGUUAGAUGCAAAGGAGGGAUUGCGGAAAGCAUACCUUCUUUCCAUAGAGCCUGUAGUGCUCGGUGCGAUUGCUUGUAUGGGGGCUUCUUGCGGUGCCAACUUCGAGCGCGACGGGUACUCCUGGGCAAACCCUGCCUCCGCCGGGACAAGAUUAGUUGAAGCCGGUAGUCAGUUUUGCAAUGUGUCGGUUUCUUGCUACGUUUGGUUGGUAACUCGUUAUGAAGAGGGCACAGACUUGCUUCAGCCGAGUGCAUCGUUUUGUGCUCAGCAUCAGGAAGCACUUUUUAGCUUUUGCAAUGCUUGUAGAGAGAGCAAUGUGAUUGCGAAAGAAAUUUUCGUGAGCUUCGCGCAAUGGAACAGGUCUGCUUACUUCCAAUUUGCUUCUGAACUUGCAGAUUUUGGGAAUCUCGAUAGCGCCUUGCUUACAAUUGUCGCCGAUGUCUAUCUUGGUGCCUUGCUGCAAGCAAUGCAGGGUAAAGGUUCCGGAUUCCUUAAUGGAGUUGACGGGAAUUGCACCAUGUCUGGCGCGAUUUCGGGUGUCACAAAGAUGAUUCAUCACUUGGCUGAGUCGGACAUCAAGUCUGCACGGCAUUUAGCGCAACGUGCUUUGGAUUGUUUGUUUCGGAUGAUUGGGAGCGAGGCGCUUGAAGUUGUGUCGAUGUACAAUGAUGUGGAAUUUCAAAAGGCAGUGUGCAACUGCACGUCUCGAUGUAUAAACUAUGCAACAGACCCCAGUCGGGCAGCACGCAGUUGUAUUUCAAGGGUCAUGGAAAUAUUUCAGUGCGCAUAUAGAGAAGAAUCGCUCGCACUCCUUAAGCUUGCCAUGGCGAUGGGGACCACUCUUUGUGGGAUCGUUAACGAGAGGAAAACAGAGGACAAACUAGUGGAAAUGCUGCAAACCCCAAUCGCAAAUGAAAAAGAAGAAGAUUCUCCUGCUGAGUUAACGUUGGGAUGGACACUGCGAUGCCAUGGUACUCAGCAAUUCAUUGUUGACAUGAUGAAACGGGGAUUACAGAAGAAUUCUGGCGGGUCUGGGAACGCGAAGGCAUUAGUAUACCAACUUGGUGUCCUCGGGCUUUCUACUCGUCACUGUUGCAUACCAACGUGCUUGCGGGUUGCUAUUUCCGCGAUUACUUUAGAUGCGGGGCGCGAGUGCGCAAUUAAUCGCGUUGGUCUACUUCUUUUCUCGAUCUAUUUAUCGAAAAUUGUGCUCUCCCUGCCGUCCAAAUCCGCGAGUACCACAAGUAAGGCGAGCCAGUCAACGGAGGCUGCUUCGUUCUUGGUCGAAAUCGCAGCAAACGAUAAGGCAUCGCUUCGAAAUGUUGUAUCCUUACUCGGGGAUGUCGAGAGGAAUACCGUUAAAUUAUUCUUGCUGGCUUCAGAAGUUGAAAGCAAGAAACUAACACGCAAAAACAGCUAA